This is a messenger RNA of Mytilus californianus (California mussel), 941 nucleotides long. Its product is annotated as microfibril-associated glycoprotein 4-like. NCBI's taxonomy places the organism in Eukaryota, Metazoa, Mollusca, Bivalvia, Mytilida, Mytilidae. The transcript has 6 exons. The record is from RefSeq and is a predicted model, not a curated record. The coding region runs from base 19 to 897 and encodes 292 amino acids.
GGUUAUCAAACUUUCGGAAUGCACAUUUUAGACAUCAAGAUGAUUUUCUAUACGGCUAUAUGGCUGAUUUUCUUCACUGGAAACAAUUUUGCAGAAACGACAUCAGGAAAGGACUGCGCAUCUGCUGUUACUUUUUCUGGUGAAGCAGCGAAUAAAGUCGUUGAGUUGCUCUCUGACAAUUGUGCGUGCAAAACAGUAAAAGAAAAACCAAAAGAAAUAGUAGACCAAGAUGAAGAACCAGAAUCCUCUUGCACAGUAAAAAGGCCUGUUGAUUGUGGUGACCUAGACAAAUCAACUUGUAAAAGUGGAAUUUACAAAAUUUUCCCUGGUAAAACGUCUGGUUUCAAGGUUUUCUGUGAAAUGAAGAAACAUGGUGGGGGCUGGACUGUUUUUCAACGCAGAAUGAACGGAAAGACAAAUUUUUAUAGAGACUGGGACACUUAUAAGAAAGGAUUUGGUAACCAGACUGAAGAAUAUUGGUUGGGUAACGACCAUCUGCAUCAGCUUACCUCUCAAGGAAAAUACAAAAUGAGGAUUGAUAUGGAAGAUUUUGAAAAUAACCAAAAGUAUGCCUUUUAUGAGAAGUUCGGCGUUGGUAGCGAAAGUUCUGGGUAUAUUCUAGAUGUUAGUGGUUAUUCUGGCGAUGCAGGAGAUUCCAUGGCAAUGCAGAAUGGGCAGAAAUUCUCUACAAAAGAUAGAGAUAACGAUAAAUGGAGCAGUGCAUGUGCAGUGCAGUUCAAGGGAGCUUGGUGGUAUAAUGCAUGUCACAAAAGCAACCUUAAUGGUCUCUACCUGAAAGGGAAACAUAAAUCACAUGCUGAUGGCGUCGAAUGGUACAACUGGAAGGGUCAUUACUACUCACUGAAAGAAACAAUCAUGAUGGUUCGCAAAGCCUAGAUAGACGGAUCUAAAUGAGGGUCAAUAAAUAUUGAAAUUUCUCA